AUGAGCGAAGAGCUAGCUGCGGAGGAUCUCAGCCUGGAACAGAUGAUGAUUAACAAGUGGAUGAAAGGUUACUCGGUUGUGCGGAAACGAACAACACCAUCCACCGCCCAGCUAGCAACUAUGCUAGCAACUAUGCUAACACAGUCGUCACAAGCUGGUUGGACCUCCCGACCUCCCGAGGAUGAUUCCGAUGACGAGAUGGUGUUCAAAGGAUUUGGCAGCAGGGAUCGGAAGAGGAACUCGUUGAGGGAUACCGCGCCGCGGCGUGCGCCCGUCCCCGAAGAUGUCCUAGCCGCAUCUCAAGCUCCUUCGCGUCCGUCCCAAGCAUCCCCGCGUAAGGAGUUCUCUUCAAUAUCCACUGAUGCGUCCGACUAUGGGGAGUUCGGGCUUCGCUCGUCCCAGUCAUGCGAUACGUGGCUGCGGAAAGCGUCGCAGCCUACCAUCCCGGACGACGCGCCCUUCUCCCAAGGGCUUCCUUCUUCGCGUUUAGAGCCGCAAGGCCAGGAAAUGCAGGAUAUUAGACUACCAGAGACAGCCGAGUUGAAGUACGAGGACGUCGACGACUCAGAUAAUCGAGACAGCAGCGAGGGCGGGAGUAUCGCCUGUUGUGCCAUCGAUGCGGCGGGGUUCCAUAUACAGGUGAGCACUACCAUACGUCCACUAUCAACGGCGUCGAGGGAGAGAAAUCCGGAUACCAUUGUACCACCAGAAGGGGAGACUAGGGAGUCGGUCAUCGUGGACUUCGUGACUCAAUACAUGCGAACCAUGUUCAAACACGGCAUCAUUCUUGAACCUCGCCACAAAAACGACAUCUUUGACGUUCUAACGAGGGGGUGGGACAACGGUCGGAUCACGUUCAAAAGCCUCGAUAAUUGUCGACACCAUGUCAGGAGCAUGUAUCCAAUUCCUGACGAGAGGGACCUGCCCGAUGUGCGGAGAUACUUCUUCCGCUGGGAGCUUCCCUACGUCAAAGAGGAGGACUGGUUCAAGCGGCGCAAACGUAUCUUUCCGUUGGUCGAGGAUCCCGACCAUCUAGGUGAAUUUUACUCUACCAGACUGGGUCCCGGCGUACUUCAAGAUGGCCAGUACUAUGAUCGUUCUGACACAUCUCCUCCCCAAGGUUCGAGAUUGUGCUGCCCUCCCCGCAGCCCACACUACGAUGACGACGACGAGGACAACAAGAUGGUCUUCAGACGGUUCGGCUAUCAGCCAACGGAGUCGGUGAAAGUCGACGGCAAUACUGCCUCCGCUCGCCUCGGUGCUCGGUCUACGCCCGUCGCCUCGUCUCUUGCUGGACCGUCACGGCCACCCACCGCAAGGAAGGGGCCGUCAUAUUGCCCGGACCCUGCCCUCAAAGCGACGCCGUACCACUCCAUUCACCUUCUUAAGGCUGUUUCGCCCUCGCCUGAAUCAGACCGGGUCCACGCCCAAACUACCGCCGGGGCGGCGGCGGCGGCUCCUGGACCGUCUCUCUAUCUUGGCGAAGCGAUAUCCCGUGACGAGCACUCGGACCGCGCUAGUGGCCAAUGUGACGUGGACGGUCCCGAACAGCUUGCUGACCCUUAUGCCUCUUCUCGUAUCUCUGCCUCUGCGGAGUUUGUGGUGGGGCCAGCGUGCGCUGGACUGUCACAGUCUGUCCUCGGCAAACGGGUGCGCGACGUGGACCGAAACUCGGACAGCGAUAACGAACAGCCGCGGCUCACGAAACGUGUCGAGAACUUCUUGGGGUCGCGGUAGCACUUCAUAUCUGCUCAGUAUUUUCAGUGUGCUGUAAAUAACUCUGCAAUCUGUGUUGGAGGAAUAUAGGCAA
Molecule: messenger RNA, 1810 nt
Organism: Phanerochaete carnosa HHB-10118-sp
Lineage: Eukaryota; Fungi; Basidiomycota; Agaricomycetes; Polyporales; Phanerochaetaceae
Exons: 2
Coding region: 1-1737 (578 amino acids)
Source: RefSeq, a predicted model, not a curated record